This is a messenger RNA of Tetrahymena thermophila SB210, 936 nucleotides long. RefSeq names its product transmembrane protein, putative. The transcript has 2 exons. Lineage: Eukaryota; Ciliophora; Oligohymenophorea; Hymenostomatida; Tetrahymenidae. The record is from RefSeq and is a predicted model, not a curated record.
UUAAAGUGGAGAAAAUUUAUGAAAUAAAUGAAUUAUUUUUAGAUAUUAAGAAAUAAUAAAUUUCAAUAUAAAAAAAUUUAGAAAACUCAAAAAUAAAUCAUAAGUAUGGGAAAUUGUUGUCCUUAAUAAGAAAUACAAAAUAAUGAUGUAAUUUAAAAGAAAAAUAAAAAGAAAAAAAUGAUUUCAAAUAAUAUUUCUAUAGAAUAAAUUAGAUAGAUAAGAAUAUAAAACUUUGAAAAAGAAAUCAACUAAAAUACAGAAUCUCAAUAAAAUAAUUUUUAGAGAAAAGAUGUUAUUUAGACAAAUUUAUCAAUAGAGAAUAGCGCUUUAUUAGAUUCAUAAUCAAAUUUUUUUAAAAAUGAUGAAAUUAAUGCAGUAUAAAUUCAGUCAGAUUUUAAAGAUAUUAGUUAAAGCAACGAAAUUGUCAUACAAGACUUAUAAUUUGAAAUAAAAAACGAGCCAAAUUAAAUAUAAUAUGAAGAAAAGUAAAGCUUAGAAAGAGAAUAAGAUAACUUAUACGAUAUUGAAAUCUAUGAAAAAAUUAAAUUUUUGCUUUAACCCUGCAUUUUUUUCUCUAAUAUGGUAAUUUAUAAUUAGAUUUUAUUUUAAAAAUAAAAAUAAGCUAAAAUUAACACUUUCUAUUUUAACCAAAACUAUUUAAUUAUUAUUCCAAAUUAAAUAAAAAAGGUAUCUAUGCAGUUAAAUACAUCCUAACAAAAAGUAAUAAAAUAUUAUAGAUAUUUUCAACUGACUUAAAUUUAUUCGAAGCUUUUUUAUUAAUUUAUUAUAUUAUUUAAAUAUUUUAAAUUGAUAGAUAUAUAUUUUUAAUUCUAUUUAUUUAUAAAUUUAAUUGAAAUUAGCUACUUAAUAUCAAAGAGAUAUCAUUCCAAAAUAACUAAAUACUAAAGAAUCUAAGCAUAAAUUAUUAAAAUAUGA